Molecule: messenger RNA, 835 nt
Organism: Thalassophryne amazonica
Lineage: Eukaryota; Metazoa; Chordata; Actinopteri; Batrachoidiformes; Batrachoididae
Gene: atraid
Product: all-trans retinoic acid-induced differentiation factor
Exons: 7
Coding region: 29-724 (231 amino acids)
Biological process (GO): positive regulation of osteoblast differentiation
Cellular component (GO): intracellular membrane-bounded organelle
Source: RefSeq, a predicted model, not a curated record
UCUGGUCACAUGAUUUCAGUCGACAACAAUGACAGCUGGGAGAUUCCAGCUGAAAACAGGAGCUCUGCUUUUAAUUUUUAAAUUAUGUUUUUACACGAGUUCCCAACGGACUGAGCCGCAGGUAUGCGGUUGGUGUCGUGGUUCGGUCGUAAAUGACUCCGCGGUGGGUCAAUUCUGCGACGCGUCCGCGGGUCGGACAAAAGGACGCUGCUGUUUGAGAAACGACAGCAACUUUGACGGUGAACGCAUCAUCGGGUUGGACCUCUCAAACUGUUCAUUAACUCAGAUUGAGGAUCUUCCGGGAGCAUCAACAGCUUUAAUAAUAGACCUGUCACUCAAUCCAAUUGUCAACAUAAGUGACUCACUGUUUCAAGGAUUCCUUGAUUUAAAUAACCUGAUUUUACCAGCAGACAUACCGUGUCCAGGGGGCAACUUCUCCUGGAAUAAAGUAGAAAUUAAAGACGGAAAUCAUCUUUGCGAAGGCCAGAAAAAUAUGUGCAACCAAACUGGACAGCUGUCUGCUAACUGUCCUCAGAACUCCCUGUGUGCCCCCUAUGGCCCUGGCUUUUUCGAGUGCAGCUGCACUGACAACUACCACGGAUACAAGUGCUUACGAGAGGGGGAGUUUCCAGCUCUCCUGGUGUUUGUACCUCUUGGGGUGUCUACGUUGGUCAUCUCAUCUUUGCUGUGGGUCAUUGAGAGGCGUAAGGCCAAACCGGUCUGACCCCCUGCAGGCUCCCUUUGGUGGGCUGCUUGUGUUUUCAUUAAGGAAAAUUUUUAAAACUGACAGUAUACUCAUAGUGCAGUGAUUGAAAAUGGAUUUAAACAGCAACUU